This is a messenger RNA of Malurus melanocephalus (red-backed fairy wren), 2203 nucleotides long. RefSeq names its product thioredoxin domain containing 9 (gene TXNDC9). Gene Ontology annotation, biological process: microtubule cytoskeleton organization. The transcript is spliced from 5 exons. Bases 126 to 806 code for a protein of 226 amino acids. Lineage: Eukaryota; Metazoa; Chordata; Aves; Passeriformes; Maluridae. Gene Ontology annotation, cellular component: cytoplasm. The record is from RefSeq and is a predicted model, not a curated record.
GGCGGGUGCCGGGUCGGGGUUGCGGCCGCGGGCGGUGGCACCACCAGCACCGAGCCCGGCGCGGGGCGGCGGCCCUGGAGAGCCCGUCCACAGUUGGCUCUGAAGAGAUCACUUUCCAGCUAAAGAUGGCUGCUGAUACACCUGUUGAUAUCCUUCAAAAGGUUCUGGAGAAUGAAAUACUUCAGUCUACUAAGGUUGUGGAAGAACAUCUGGAUGCUGAAAUACAGAAGCUGGACCAAAUGGAUGAAGAUGAAUUGGAACGCCUUAAACAAAGGAGGCUUGAGGCCCUAAGAAAGACUCAGCAGCAGAAACAAGAGUGGCUUUCAAAAGGACAUGGAGAAUACAGAGAAAUCCCAAGCGAGAGAGACUUUUUCCAAGAAGUCAAAGAAAGUAAAAAUGUGGUUUGCCAUUUCUAUAGAGAUACAACAUUCAGGUGCCAAAUAAUGGACAAACAUUUGACUGUAUUGGCAAAAAAGCACAUYGAAACAAAAUUUUUGAAAUUAAAUGCUGAAAAAUCUCCUUUCUUGUGCGAGAGACUGCGCAUAAAAGUAAUUCCCACUCUAGCACUAAUAAAAGAUGGAAAAACACAUGACUACGUCGUGGGCUUUACUGACCUUGGUAACACUGAUGACUUCACUACAGAAACCUUAGAAUGGAGAUUAGGCUGUGCAGACGUAAUUAAUUACAGUGGAAACUUGAUGGACCCACCUUUUCAAAGUCAAAAGAAAUACGGAACAACCUUUACGAAGCUGGAUAAGAAGACCAUCAGAGGAAAGAUAUAUGAUUCAGAUUCUGAUGAUGACUAGAAGAGCCGCUAAAUAUAUUUGUAAAUCAUCUUUUGUUUAUGYGUGGUACAUUUCUAAGAAUGUUUUUUAUAAAGCUUAAUGCUUUUCAUUGCAUCUGCACAUAAUUCUCAUUUUUCUAUACAGUUUUAUACAACUGAGUCAUAGCAGAAAAAGCUUAAGUAUUAUUUUUCUCUUUUGGAAGUCAUUUGUAAUUUGAAAAUCUUAGUCCUUCUAACUAAACAACAUGGCAAAUGAUGAACUUAAGCUCUUUGUCUUAAGUAUAAGUUUAUGAAAUGCUUUGAAGUAACUUAGAAACAGCUGUAUAAAGUCAGACCAAAGGUCCCUCUGGCCCAGGAUCCAGUCUCAGUGGCUUAACGGAGAUGCACAAGGAAGAGUGAAAACAGGGUGACCAGUUAGCAGUGCUUCCCCACAAUCUACUUCAAGCAGUCUGUGGCUUGGGGAGCUCUGUAUCUGAGAGCAUUUGCUGGUUAAAACAAUGGAAGAAAAAUCUCUUUAAAACCUCAUGGUAUCGAGGCAUCCAAAUCAUGUGACCAGGAAGCCACAGUUUAGCUGUGCUGUGUGAGGAACUACUUCUUGUUGUUUUCUUUGAAUCUGACAAGGAUUUUUUUUCUAUUUUUCUUUAUUAAAGGAGAUAACAGACACUUUGGAAAAAAAGAUUGUUCUCUAUCAGUUCUUCUUAAAUUUAUCAUUACUUAUAUUAUCAGUAAAGCACCACGAAAUUAUUAGUAAAGAAAUUGUGCAUUUUAACAAAUAAUUGCUUAUCUUAUGGUGCCAUAUCAUGCCAUUGAAUAAAUUAACUGCAUUGCACUAUAAGUUGUAAAAACAGUCAACUUCUGAAAUAGAUGGCCAAGAAAUGCCCUUUUACCAUCUAUGAACGCUGCAUGUCAGAGCUGAUAAAGCAGGUAAUAGCACAUAGCAACAAGCAUAUUGAAAACAGCCUUGUUCACGGGUUUGUAUCAUUCUGUGGUUGUGAAUGUGUGGAUUUUAUAGCAGAUGCUUUGUACAAGAGAGUAGAAUAGAGAAAAGUAUUUGGGAGAAACCUUGAUCGUUAAAUUUAGAUAUAGUGCCACAUACUGUGUACUGUUCUUCAGUAAUGGACAGAAUUUUCAAGAAGGAUCUUCCUUGGACACAAUGUAAAAUUUCUGGCUAGGUGAACAGUUGAUGAGUUUUCUUUUCAUUUUCAAAAGAAUGAUUUGCUUUGUGAUGAAGGGCCCUUUUGAGGUGGUAUUUUGAAUCCAGUUGGUCUAAAAAGCAGUGAAGUGGAUCUAGUCAGUCCUGCUGCCUUGUAAUAGAGAACACUUGUGAUUGGGCCAGCCCAGCAAUAUAUCUCUUUAAGUUUAAAAAAUUAUAUUUUAUUUCUGUUCAUGUACAUUGAAAUAAAAUUAUUUUAAUUCUAA